AUGCAGACUGCUUCUACAAACAUUUGUGGAAGACUGUGCAAUAAAUCCAUCCGUGAAAUUUCCCGGCUACUAAAUAUUCCACAGUCAACUAUUUGUGCUAUUAUAACAAAGUGGAAGCAACUGGGAACAACAGCAACUCAGCCACCAAGUGAUAGGCCAUGUAAAAUGACAGAGUAGGGUCAGCGCAUGCUUAAACGCACAGUGUGCAGAAGUCACUAACGGUCUGCAGAGUCAAUAGCUAAAGACCUCCGAACUUCGUGUGGCCUUCAGAUUAGCACAACAGUGCAUAGAGAGCUUCAUGGAACGGGUUUCCAUGGCUGAGCAGCUGCAUCCAAGCCUUCCAUCACCAAGUACAAUGCAAAGGGUCGGAUGCAGUGGUGUAAAGCAUGCCGCCAUUGGAUUCUAG
This is a messenger RNA of Staurois parvus, 406 nucleotides long. Lineage: Eukaryota; Metazoa; Chordata; Amphibia; Anura; Ranidae. The record is from the annotation of a GenBank genome assembly.